This is a messenger RNA of Onychomys torridus (southern grasshopper mouse), 1994 nucleotides long. It is a transcript of the gene Adck5, whose product is annotated as aarF domain containing kinase 5. Bases 5 to 1831 code for a protein of 608 amino acids. Lineage: Eukaryota; Metazoa; Chordata; Mammalia; Rodentia; Cricetidae. The transcript has 15 exons. The record is from RefSeq and is a predicted model, not a curated record.
GCGCAUGCGCGUUGCCUGCGCGCUCGCGCGGUCGGCUGGGCAUCAGAGACGUCUGCGGCGAAACCCAGAGGAGAUCGCUGCCGGGGACAUGUGGCGGCCGAUGCGACUGUGCCACUUCCACUCCACCCUGCUGCAGACCAGACAGAAGCCCUGGCCGUGCCCUGCCAUAUUCUUCAGGAGAAACUUCAAGAGCCCACUGGCCAGGACCUCAAGAACCAGGCUGCUGUGGAGGAGGGCGCUCUCUGUCACUAUAGUGGGGGUGCCCUUGCUCCUCGGUGCCCGCUAUUUCAUGGCAGAGGCGCAGGAGAAGAGGAAGAUACGACUUGGAAUAGAUGGUAUUGGGCGCUUUGGCAGGUCUGUGAAGGUUGGUCUGCUCAUUUCCUUGGACUACUGGUGGUGCACAAAUGUUGUCCUCCGGGGAGUGGAAGAGAACAGCCCGGGGUAUGUGGAGGUGAUGUCCGCAUGUCACCAGCGUGCGGCUGACGCCCUGGUGGCAGGAGCCAUCCGUAACGGGGGCCUCUAUGUGAAACUGGGCCAAGGGCUGUGCUCCUUCAACCACCUGCUCCCACCUGAGUACAUCCAGACUUUGCGCGUGCUGGAGGACAAGGCUCUUACUCGGGGCUUCAGGGAGGUGGACAAUUUGUUCCUUGAAGACUUCCAGGCACUUCCUAAUGAACUCUUCCGGGAGUUUGACUAUGAGCCGAUGGCUGCUGCCAGCCUGGCUCAGGUGCACCGUGCCAAGCUCCAUGAUGGCACUGAUGUGGCUGUAAAGGUACAGUACAUUGACCUACGUGACCGCUUUGAUGGAGAUGUGCACACACUGGAACUCCUGCUGGACCUCGUGGAGCUCAUGCACCCCACCUUCGGCUUCAGCUGGGUCCUACAGGAUCUGAAGGGGACACUGGCCCAGGAGCUGGACUUCGAGAAUGAGGGCCGAAAUGCUGAGCGCUGUGCUCAGGAGCUAAAGCACUUCCGUUACAUUGUUGUCCCUCGGGUGCACUGGGACAAGUCCAGCAAGCGGGUGCUGACAGCUGACUUCUGUGAUGGCUGUAAAGUGAAUGACAUGGAGGCCAUCAAGAGGCAGGGGCUGGCAGUGCAGGACGUAGCGAAGAAGCUGAUCCAGGCUUUUGCUGAACAGAUAUUCUACACUGGCUUCAUUCACUCUGACCCCCACCCUGGCAAUGUUCUGGUGCGGAAAGGUCCAGAUGGGAAAGCAGAGCUGGUGCUCCUGGACCACGGGCUCUACCAGUUCCUGGAUGAGAAGGACCGGUCCUCCCUGUGCCAGCUGUGGCGGGCCAUCAUCCUGAGGGACGAUGCUGCAAUGAAGACCCAUGCAGCUGCACUUGGGGUACAAGACUAUAUGCUGUUCUCCGAGGUGCUCAUGCAGCGACCUGUGCGCCUGGGCCAGCUGUGGGGUUCCCACCUGAUGACCCGUGAGGAGGCGGUCUACAUGCAGGACAUGGCUCGUGAACACUUUGAAGGCAUCAUGGAAGUGCUCAAGGCACUGCCCCGGCCCAUGUUACUCGUGCUACGAAACAUCAACACGGUGCGCGCCAUCAACUCCACACUGGGCACCCCUGUGGACCGCUACUUCAUCAUGGCCAAGAGUGCUGUUUCGGGUUGGAGCCGCCUGGUGGGUGCAGCGUACCAUGGCAUUUACAGCAGCAGCCUCUUACGCCAUAUCAAGGUCAUCUGGGAGGCAUUCAAGUUUGAGGUGGCCCUGAGGCUGGAGACCCUUGCCAUGCGGCUCACGGCCCUCCUGUUGCGUGUUCUGGCCCGCCUGGGUUUUGCCCCCAAGGCUGAGGAGGUCUCCCAGUACCUGGAGAUGUAGGUCUCUGAGCCAGAAUGACUGACUACAUGGCUGCCAGGGGUCAGCAGAGCUUCCAGCCUGGGCACACUGAGCAGGCCCAGUGCCAGAUACUUUUCAACCCAGGGCUGGAAUGGGGAAUACACUAUGGGGCUCUUAAACACAAUGACCACACACUCAUCUGAAA